Striga hermonthica is the source of this 1506-nucleotide messenger RNA. Lineage: Eukaryota; Viridiplantae; Streptophyta; Magnoliopsida; Lamiales; Orobanchaceae. The record is from the annotation of a GenBank genome assembly.
AUGCCAAGUGUAUCCCAAGACGAACAAAUUGAUGCUGGUGAUGCAGAUAUAUAUGAUCGGAUGGAGGACAUGAUUAAUGAUGUGGGAGCUGAGGCGUUUGAACAAGCACAUAUGAACAGAGUUUGCGAGUCUUUGUCUACUGAAGCAAAUAAGCCACUCUACAGUGGUUGUAAAAACUUAUCACGUUUGACUGCAGUAUUAAAAUUAAUCAACUUGAAGGCGGCGCAUGGAUGGAGCGAUAAAAGUUUUACAGAGUUGCUACGCUUGCUUCAGAAUAUGCUUCCCGAGGAUAAUGAAUUGCCUGAUUCUAAUUAUGAGGCAAAGAAAGUAUUGUGCCCUUUAGGCUUGGGGUAUAAGAAGAUUCAUGCUUGUCCUAACGAUUGUGUUUUGUACAGAAAUGAAUAUAAAAGUCUUGAGAAGUGUCCAGUAUGUGGGGUUUCUCGUUUCAAAGAAGAAACUGAUGCUAAUUUGAGUGUUCGUGUUCGUAACAAGAGACCACCGGCGAAGGGUUAUGUAAAGAAUCCUCAUCGGCCUGAGGCAUCUAUUGUUGAUAGAUAUGUUGCAGAAGAAGCGAUCGAAUUUUGUACGGAGUACUUAUCGCAGACCAAAUCUGUUGGUCUUCCGAAAUCUCGCCAUGAUGGAAGAGGUUCCGGACAAGGGACACUUGGAGGAAAAAUGAAAAGUGUUGAUCGUGAAGAGUUGUUGAAAGCACAUCUAUAUGUACUAACUAACACUCCUGAAGUUCAUCCAUAUUUAGACCAGCAUAAGAGACUCAUAAAGGAACAGAAUCCUAGAAAACCAGAACGAUGGUUGGUGAACGAGCAUAACAAGACAUUCAUACCAUGGUUCAAAAAUGAGGUUGGUAAUGAUAAUCUCGCUUCAGAAACUGUCUCAUGGUUGGCUCUUGGUCCUAAUUCUGAUGUCAUAACUUGGCGUGGAUAUGACAUAAAUGGGUACUCCUUCUACACGAAAGAACGAGAUGAUAAGAGUACUAUGCAAAAUAGUGGUGUUUCACUUGUAGCGGACUCAAUUCAUUUCUCAAGUGCAAAAGACAAAAAUCCAUUAUAUGCUUCAAGUUCUUAUUAUGGGAUUAUUGAAGAGAUAUGGGAGCUUAAUUAUAUUAAGUUUAAAGUGCCUGUUUUUAAAUGUAAAUGGGUAGAUAGUAAUAAUGGGGUGAAGUUAGAUGAGUGGGGGUUUACGUUGGUUGAUUUUAGCAAAGAAGGAUACAAGAAUGAACCAUUUGUUGUGGCAAGUCAAGCAAAGCAAGUGUUUUACGUCACAGACCCAUGUGACAAAAACUGGUUAGUUGUCCUUCAAGGGAAAAAGCGAGUAUCGAAUGACUCUGUUGAUGAUUCGACUUUAGAUAUUCUUGAAUUUCCUUCCACAUCACCAAGGAUGCCUGUUGUAAAUGAAGAACUUGAACUUGAUGAUGUAUAUGCUACAAGAAAUGAUCAUCAUGAAGGCAUAUGGGAGAACACGCCGGUAAACAUACAAUCACACUCUUGA